AUGUCUCUGCAGGUCUCAUCUUCGACGUUUCUCGGCCUUGAAAGCUGCCAUGUGUUUGUCACGGGAGCGGCCGGAGGGGUCGGCGGAGCCGUUGUCACAGAAUUUCUGGCCAACGGAUGCCGGGUCACUUCUUUCGAUAGAAACCCGCUGAACAUCGAGGCCCUAUCUAUUUCAGAGGAGCAGAAGACGAGACUGCACCAUAUUUCGGGCGACUUGAGAACCGAAUCAUCCAUUGCGCAGGCCUUUGAAGAAGCCACCAACAACUUUGGCCCAGUCCAAAUCCUGAUUGCCAACGCUGCCAUCACAGACGAGAGCAGCCAUCCAUCAAUCUGGGAUAUUGAUACAGAGAGAUGGGAUGCAGUCUACUCCGUCAAUGUCCGAGGAACCUUUCUGACCAUCAAGCACUUCCUUCGCUCUGUAAAGCAGGCGCAAGAAGUAUCUGGCAAGGAGUUGGACAACGUCGCUAUUGUAGUCACCGGCUCCGAAACAGGUGUCUUUGGCCAGGCCGGCCACGCUGAAUAUGCGUCGGGCAAGGCAGGUCUCCAAUAUGGACUUGUGAAGACUGUCAAAAACGAGAUCGUCAAGCUCAAUUCUAAAGGUCGUAUCAACGCUGUUGCGCCUGGUUGGAUCAACACUCCAUUGAUAGGAGACCGACUGGAUGACCCGAAGGAGAGAUGGGCUGAGGCAGAAGCGACUGUCGCGCUCCGCAAGAUUGCUGAGCCCAGUGAUGCAGCUCGUUGCAUGGCGUUUCUAGCAUCUCAUAGAGCUGCAGGCCACAUUACCGGCCAGUGUAUAUCUGUUGAUGGGGGCCAAGAAGGCCGCUUGCUAUGGAGAGAGGCGCAAGAUGAGCUUCAAGCCAAGACCGCCAGCGGUUCUUUGACGCAGAGAUUGGUCUUACCAACCGCCUCCGAUCCCCCUGAGAGGCGCCGAAGAUUAAGAAUCUGCCUCUCUGUUGACUUUGACGCGGUCUCGGGGUUGAUCGGAACUGGUCAUGUUCCAGAGAACAAACUCGCCGACUACUCGGCUGCCCACUUUGGCGGCAACGUCGGUGUCGAUAGACUAUUGAGGGUUUUCAGCAAGCAUGGCAUAUCUCAGCAUGUCUCGUGGUUCAUCCCAGGUCACUCCAUGGAAAGCUACCCCCGACAGACACAGGCCAUUGUUGCAAGCGGCGCUGAGAUUGGCCUACAUGGGUACAGCCAUGAAAGUGCAUACUCGUUGUCUGAACAACAAGAAAGAGAUAUCCUCAUGAAGUGCAUCGAACUAGCCACUUCCCUCCGCGAGGGGAAGAAACCCGUGGGGUACCGUGCACCCUUAUACGAGAUCAGGGAGUCAACAGUUCGCCUAUUGGAAGAGUACGGGUUUCUGUACGAUGCUAGCCUGAAUUCCCACGACAGUCUGCCAUACUUUCUCCCCAAGACCUUUGCGGAGGGCAAGCCAGCAAUUCCAGAUUAUAGUCAACCUGCUAGCACAUGGAUGAAGCCAAUAGCAUUCACCGAGCAACCUGAGCCCGGAUCGCAGGAAGCGGAAUCGUCCUUGGUAGAGAUUCCAGGUAGUUGGUACACCGAGGACGCUACGCCUCUAUGCUUCUACCCGCACUCGGCAACGACCCAAGGCUACGUGAGUACAGAUGUCAUAGAGAAGAUGUGGAUGGACCGCUUUGAAUGGCUGUGGGAAAAUGAGAGUUUUGUAGAUGAAGGUCCUGGCGCUGGAUAUGGAUCUAUCUUCCCUCUCAUCCUCCAUCCGGAGUGUGCUGGGAGGUCGCAUGUCAUUGGCAUGAUUGACAAAUUUGUCGCGAAGCUCAAGGCAAAGGCUGGUAGCGCUGCUGGAGGGGAAAUUACUUUUGACUGCAUGACAGAUGUGGCGAAGGCUUGGAAGGCAAGGACGCCUGGCUCAUAA
This is a messenger RNA of Fusarium subglutinans, 1896 nucleotides long. Its product is annotated as glucose 1-dehydrogenase. The record is from RefSeq and is a predicted model, not a curated record. The transcript has 2 exons. NCBI's taxonomy places the organism in Eukaryota, Fungi, Ascomycota, Sordariomycetes, Hypocreales, Nectriaceae. Gene Ontology annotation, molecular function: hydrolase activity, acting on carbon-nitrogen (but not peptide) bonds. Gene Ontology annotation, biological process: carbohydrate metabolic process. Bases 1 to 1896 code for a protein of 631 amino acids.